Molecule: messenger RNA, 1317 nt
Organism: Aspergillus puulaauensis
Lineage: Eukaryota; Fungi; Ascomycota; Eurotiomycetes; Eurotiales; Aspergillaceae
Gene: PEX2
Product: pex2/pex10/pex12 family protein
Exons: 2
Coding region: 1-1317 (438 amino acids)
Biological process (GO): protein import into peroxisome matrix
Cellular component (GO): peroxisomal membrane
Molecular function (GO): zinc ion binding
Source: RefSeq, a predicted model, not a curated record
AUGAGCUCGGCCAAUUUUGUCGCUGCCCAGCAGCGCGUUCUGGAACGCCGUCGACGACGUGAGGCCGAAGCUCAUGGCCGACUCGCAGAUCAACAACGGUCUUCAGUGACCAACCAUCCCGCCGUGCAACGACUUCCCUACCCCCUGAAUACCCUACCGCAAUCAGGCUUCUCAUUAUGGGAUGCAAUCAAAGGUCGCGAAGGAACGAGGCCCGCCUUCCGUGUCGGUCAAGUUGAUGCAGAGCUCCUGGAUGAGGAGCUACUCGGCCUGCUGAAGGGGCAGGUCGGGGAAGCGCUCAAAUACUUCGGAGCCCAUUUGCGCGACGACUGGUCGAAUGAAAUCCAACUUGCCCUUCGUGCGAUCCUCUUCAAACUCUCAAUAUGGGACCAUGAUGCCUCCUAUGGCGCGGCUUUACAAAGCCUAAAAUACGUCGAUAGUCGCAGCAAAGGACCUGUUUACUCGACACCGACAAAACUACAAAAGUCUCUAUACGGUCUCCUGACAGUGGGCGGCCGCUAUGCCUGGGACAAGUGGGAGAACUGGCUUAUUAACCAAGAAGGCGGCUACGAGGAACCAUCACAGGAAGUUCGGUCGCUAGGACGGAUAACGAACCUCCUCUCCACUACGCACUCAAUCGCAGCCUUUGCCUCCUUCCUCGUUUUUCUCGUAAACGGUCACUAUCGAACCCUAGUUGAUCGUCUCCUCCGCAUGCGCCUUACUCCACCAUCCGCCCAGGCAAGCCGCGAAGUCUCAUUCGAAUAUCUAAAUCGUCAACUAGUAUGGCACGCCUUUACCGAAUUUCUCUUAUUUCUCCUCCCCCUCGUUGGUAUCAGUCGCUGGCGGCGAUGGGUCUCCCGAGCGUGGCGCAAAGCAAUGUCCGCAAUCCGAACAAGCACCGACGACGAUGACGACGUCAACGAGAAACAGGGUGAGCUCUCGUUCCUUCCAGAACGCACCUGCGCGAUCUGCUAUAAGGCAACCGAUGAAAACACAGCAACAGAAAAUGAAGUCAUGGCCUCAUCAGGGGGGAUCAGCGGCUCCGCGCAUACGGAUAUUACGAAUCCGUACGAAACAAUACCCUGCGGCUGCGUUUAUUGUUUUGUAUGUAUAGUCCAAAAACUUGAAGGCGAAGAGGGCGAAGGCUGGGUCUGUCUGCGUUGCGGGGAGCUUGUCAAGAAAUGCAAGCCAUGGAACGGGGAUGUCCUUGAAGAGACUCGUCGACCGUCGUCUUCGGGAAAGAUUGUCGGGUUUGCAGUAGACGAUACCGUCAGCAACAGUUCAAAGCAGGAGCAUGAAAACGCCGUUGAUGCGGAGUGA